AUGACGUCGGAGCGCGAGCGCUUGCGCCAGCUGCUAGCAGCCGAAGAACUCGGCGAUCGCAGACCCAGUCAGCUGCUCCGACGUAUGCACAGCCUCCUCGGCUCUCGGCUUCCAGCCUUCGACCGAUCCCUCCUGAAAGAACUUUUCCUGAGCCGGCUCCCUCAGCAGACACAAAUGGUACUCGCGGCACUUCCCGACUCUUCCGCGGAGGCACUCGCUGAAGUUGCCGACCGGGUAAUUGAGGUUUCACGAGGCACAAUUGCCCACGUUCCCACCUCAUCUCCUGCUUUUGAGGUUGUGCCGCCCUCCACUUCUGGCCACGUUCCCCAAGCGACCGAGCGACCCUCCUACCCUGUGCCUCCUUCGCCUGCAGAUCCAGUUGCCCUUCUUCGUUCGGAAGUUCAGGAACUCCGACAGCUUAUUGACGAUCGUCUGGCAUGCAGCGUUUCGCAGCCGUCUUCCUUUCCACAACCUGCAGGACGUCAACCUCGACCCCGCUUCCGAAGCCCUCGACCGCGCAGUCCCCGCCCGUCCUCCCCUCGCACGCGUCGCCUUUCAUCACCACCUGCGAGCUGCCCAUAUUGUUUCUACCAUUACAAUUUCGGUGCCUCGGCGCGCAAGUGCACCGCCCCUUGCCAAUGGCCGGGAAACGACAUGGGGCGUCGCUAG
This is a messenger RNA of Ornithodoros turicata, 669 nucleotides long. RefSeq lists its product as uncharacterized. The transcript has a single exon. The record is from RefSeq and is a predicted model, not a curated record. The coding region runs from base 1 to 669 and encodes 222 amino acids. Lineage: Eukaryota; Metazoa; Arthropoda; Arachnida; Ixodida; Argasidae.